UAACGACUAACGGGGUUUUUGUUUUAGGGUUCUUCGCGGGGGAAUGGAGGAGGAGCGCCUUGAGCGCUUCUCGCGCUGGUCCCAGGAGCACGGAAUCCAGUUCCGCGGCUGCGCGAUCAAACGCGUCAGCGAUGCCGAGGGAUUUGGGCUUUACACUCAAAACGAUAGCGCGAGAGAUGUUCUCGUAGUAACGCCGCUCGAUCUGGCACUCACACCCGUGACAAUUGUGAAAGAUCCAGUCCUGGGAAAUGUAUACCGGGAGAUGCUCGGCAAUGAGAUUGACGAUCGCUUGCUGGUAAUGAUUUUCCUGAUCAUAGAGCGUGCACGAGGGAGAGCCUCGUUCUGGGCACCAUAUCUUGAAAUGCUGCCAUCCGGCUUUGGUACUCCGCUCUGGUUCGAAGACGAAGAACUCAUGGAGCUGGACGGUACAACACUGUUCGAGGCCACCAAAGCCCAGCUUAAGUCCUUGAGGAGACUGUUUCUAAAGGUGAAAGAAUGUACUGAAGCAGCGAUGUCUUCCAUCGGUCUACAUAGGGAGCUUGAAUUCCAGGAAUUUCUAUGGGCCAAUUGUAUUUUCUGGACAAGGGCACUGAACAUCCCGUGUCCGGCAUCGUUUGUUACCUCAUCAUCACCGGAAGUUGCAAAGGACGACGGCAACAGGUUAGUUUCAAAAGAUGUAAGCACGAUUUGGAUUGAAGGUCUCGUCCCGGGAAUUGACUUCUGCAACCAUACACGCAGAGCAUCUGGGCUUUGGGAAAUCGAUGGGAGUGACGGUUCUACGUCAGGAGUUCCUCACUCAAUGUACCUGAUAGCUGGUUUAGAUGUGGUUUUCCCACCCGGCUCAGAAGUUCUUAUCAACUACGGAGACAAAGGGAAUGAGGAACUACUUUUCCUGUAUGGCUUUGUGGAAGAGGACAAUUCCAACGAUUAUGUGAUGGUCCACUUUCCAAAGAUGUUUCUGGAUGAAGACAACACUAUGGAUUUUAAAUUGCAGCUACUUCGUGAACUGGACCUCUCAUUGAAAUGGCUUUUACCAUCGUCACUACUGGCGAGUGGUUUUCUUCGGAAGAAUCCAGAUGACAAAGCAACCAGGACACAUCCAGGAUUUAGUUGGAGUGGACACCGCAAAGCACCGUCGUACUUAGAUUGUUUAGUCUUCCCAGAAGACAUGGUGUUAUCAUUAAGGGUGCUGUCUAUGCCAGAAACUGCUUUGCACGGCGUUGCCAACCUUCUUGAGCAGAUUUCUCACGUUCCUUCGAAAGACGACAUCCAGGCAGCGGUAUGGGAGGUUUGUGGAGACGCCGAGGCAUUAACUUUGCUGGUGACAAUACUCUCUGCCAAAAUGGCCGACCUUGUUCGAGGAACUGGACCCGAGUCACGAGACGAGGAGCUUCUGGAACGAGACAGGCGUUGCAAGGAGCAGGGCACUGUCGAUGACACAGGCUUUCUCUCGCAGAACCAUCGAGCCUGUGUAAUUUACAGAAAGAGUCAGAAGCGCUUGGUAAGCAGUUUCUUACAGGAAGCUAAACUUGCCUUGGAAGCCUGCCUGGCAGAAAGAAUAGAGACUUGACUUCAGAUUUAAA
This is a messenger RNA of Selaginella moellendorffii, 1583 nucleotides long. Its product is annotated as histone-lysine N-methyltransferase setd3. The coding region runs from base 44 to 1570 and encodes 508 amino acids. The record is from RefSeq and is a predicted model, not a curated record. Lineage: Eukaryota; Viridiplantae; Streptophyta; Lycopodiopsida; Selaginellales; Selaginellaceae. Gene Ontology annotation, biological process: peptidyl-lysine monomethylation. The transcript is spliced from 15 exons. Gene Ontology annotation, molecular function: protein-lysine N-methyltransferase activity.